Messenger RNA from Cydia pomonella (codling moth), 6466 nucleotides. RefSeq names its product DNA topoisomerase 3-beta-1 (gene Top3beta). Gene Ontology annotation, molecular function: DNA binding; DNA topoisomerase type I (single strand cut, ATP-independent) activity. The transcript is spliced from 15 exons. The record is from RefSeq and is a predicted model, not a curated record. Gene Ontology annotation, biological process: DNA topological change. Gene Ontology annotation, cellular component: nucleus. NCBI's taxonomy places the organism in Eukaryota, Metazoa, Arthropoda, Insecta, Lepidoptera, Tortricidae. The coding region runs from base 134 to 2701 and encodes 855 amino acids.
AUUUAUUCACUUUUACAGCAGGAUAGUGAAUGUCUUUCUUCAUCAUGAAUGUCAAAAUUGUCAAAAUCAAAUGAUGGCGGAUGUAUCGGAUCUAAUCAUCAAUGUGGGAGCUCGUUUUAUGCAUUAAUUCACUAUGAAAUCUGUAUUAAUGGUGGCUGAAAAGCCAUCGUUGGCUCAGAACUUAGCUAAUAUAUUGAGUAAUGGAAAGUGUACCACUAAUAAAGGAUCAAAUUCUGCAUGUUCUGUUCACGAAUGGAAUGGUACAUUUAAAAAUGAGCCGGUGCAUUAUAAAAUGACCUCUGUAUGUGGUCAUGUGAUGAGUUUAGACUUCACGGGGAAAUACAAUAACUGGGAUAAGGUGGACCCGGUGGAGCUGUUCAGCUGUAGCACGGAGAAAAAAGAAGCGAUGCCGCGUUUGCGGAUUCCGGCGUUUUUAGCCCAGGAGUCCAGGGGCUGCGACUACCUUGUGCUGUGGCUGGAUUGCGAUAAAGAGGGGGAGAAUAUUUGUUUUGAGGUCAUGAGUUGUGUACAACCAUACAUGAAAGGAGACGUCUGUUCCCCAAACGUGACCUAUAGAGCCCGGUUCUCGGCCAUUACGGAUAAAGACAUCAAAGCGGCCAUGUUGAAUCUGGUGCGACCUAAUGAGAAUGAGUCCCGCAGUGUUGAUGCUCGGCAGGAGUUGGAUUUGCGUAUUGGAUGUGCAUUUACACGGUUUCAGACUAAAUACUUUCAAGGAAGAUAUGGUGAUUUAGACGCCUCCCUAAUAUCGUACGGGCCAUGCCAGACCCCGACCCUCGGUUUCUGCGUCCAACGCCAUGAUGAAAUCCAGACAUUUAAGCCAGAAACAUACUGGGUGCUGCGAGUAACUGCCUCGACGUCUGAAGGGAGAGAGCUGCCGCUAGAAUGGAAGAGAGUGAGAAGUUUCGAUAAGGACAUUGCUAAUAUGUUCUUGUCAGGGAUCAAGGAGAUUAAGGAAGCUCAAGUAAUACAAGUCCAGGCUAAAGAGAAGGUGAAAGCGCGGCCGACGGCUCUGAACACCGUGGAGCUGAUGAGGGUCGCUAGCGCUGGAUUGGGAAUGUCUCCACAUCAAGCUAUGCAGGUGGCUGAGCGGUUGUACACUCAAGGUUAUAUCUCGUACCCGCGUACUGAAACCACGAGCUACCCUGAAAACUUCGACUUGAUGGGCACCCUCCGGCAGCAGCAGAGCUCCAGCAAGUGGGGCGCGGAAGUGCGGGCCCUGGUGGCGGCCGGCAUCAACAAACCCAAGAAGGGCCACGACGCCGGCGACCACCCGCCCAUCACGCCCAUGCGGCCCGCCUCCGAAUCGGAGCUAGAAGGCGACAUGUGGCGUAUCUACGACUACGUCACGCGGCAUUUCAUCGCAACUUUAUCUCGCGACUGCAAGUACCUGAGCACCACCAUCACCUUCAAGAUAGGCACUGAGACCUUCAGCUACACCGGCAACACUCUGGUGGACGCUGGCUACACCGAGAUCAUGCAUUGGCAGGCUUUCGGCAAAGACGAGUUCGUGCCUCUGUUGUCGGUGGACGACAUGCUGCGCGCGCACGAGCACCGCCUCGUCGAGUGCCAGACCUCGCCGCCAGACUACCUCACCGAGUCUGAGGUGAUCACCCUAAUGGAAAAACACGGGAUCGGCACCGACGCGUCCAUCCCCGUGCACAUCAACAACAUCUGCCAGCGGAACUACGUGACCGUCGGCAGCGGCCGCCGCCUCGUGCCCACCAACCUGGGCAUCGUCCUCGUCCACGGCUAUCAGAAGAUCGACCCAGAACUCGUCCUACCAACCAUGCGUUCAGCCGUCGAAGAGCAGCUCAACCUCAUCGCAAUCGGUCGAGCCGAUUUCCAAGCAGUCCUAGCUCACACCACCGAGAUAUUUAGAAGAAAGUUCCAAUAUUUCGUCCGCUCCAUUGAGGGAAUGGAUCAACUGUUUGAAGUUAAUUUUUCAUCACUAAAAGCGAGCGGGAAAGCACUUAGCCGAUGUGGAAAAUGUAGACGUUACAUGAGAUAUAUACAGGCGAAGCCCACCCGCCUGCACUGCUCGCACUGCGACGACACGUACGGGCUCCCGCAGAGCGGCUCGGUGCGCAUCUACCGCGAGCUGAAGUGUCCGCUGGACGACUUCGAGCUGCUGUCCUGGUCCACCGGCACCAAGGGCAAGAGCUUCCCGCUGUGCCCCUACUGCUACAACCACCCUCCCUUCAGGGACAUGAAGAAGGGCUUCGGUUGCAACUCGUGCACGCACCCGACGUGCGCGUACGGCGUGAACUCGACGGGCGUGUCGGGCUGCGUGGAGUGCGAGCACGGCGUGCUCGUGCUGGACCCCGCCGCGCCCAAGUGGAAGCUCGCUUGUAACAGAUGCGACGUUAUAAUAAACGUGUUCGAAGACGCAAUCCGCGUGUCGGUGUGCGAGCAGCAAUGUUCUCUAUGCGGCGCGCAGCUGGUCACCGCGGAGUACAGGCCGGAAAGGACGCCGUUGCCGGCCGCUCUCACGGAGAUGACUGGCUGUCUUUACUGCGAGCCCGCGUUCAGUUCACAGUUGGAGAAGCACCGCGCGGUGGCGGCGCGCGCGCCGGCGGGGCGGGGGCGCGGGCGCGUGGGCGGCGGCGGCGGCGCGCGCGGCAAGCACCGCCCCAAGCCGCCCAAGGACAAGAUGGCGCAGCUCGCCGCCUACUUCGUCUAGGUAUACUAACACCAUUUACACACUUACAUCAUUAUUUUUCUAUCGUAUUUUCUCGGAAACGUUCGUAAUCGUCACGCUAUUUCAGUCAACCUCAGUACAGAUGUAGUGAAUAAUCCUUUCCCAUUGUAUUUUCUCGGGAUCGUUCGUAUUUUUUUUUAUACUACGCCGGUGGCAAACAAGCAUACGGCCCGCCUGAUGGUAAGCAGUAUCCGCAGCCUAUGUACGCCUGCAACUCCAGAAGAGUUACAUGCGCGUUGCCGACCCUAACCCCCUCCCCCCCCUCGUUGAGCUCUGGCAACCUUACCCACCGGCAGGAACACAACACUAUGAGUAGGGUCUAGUGUUAUUUGGCUGCGAUUUUCUGUAAGGUGGAGGUACUUCCCCAGUUGGGCUCUGCUCUAGAUCUGGAAUGACAUCCGCUGUGCUGUGCCCUACCACACAGAGCGAGAUGACAUUCACAAUGCCCAUACCUCUCUCGUAUGUCAUGCUACUUCAGUCAACCUCAGUAAAUUUUGUACCGAGACUGACUGAAAUAGCAUGACACAUUCGUAAGUUUCCGUGAAAAUACGAUGGAAAAUAAUUAUUCGCUCGCAAAAUAUUAAUCUGUAAUACGUCUCCUAGGGUCAUUUCGCUACUUUCCGUCCAGCUGUAAUUUUUGUCCACUUGACGAACUUGAAUAUAAACCUACCUUACCGCACACAUUUGAAUUUAUUACAAUCCUUAAUCUAUAAUACAGUCACGUCUGAAAAUAUCGAUACGGACAAAAUGCCAAAAAUAUGUAUACACUACCCUAAUAUAUGGCCCAUAAUGUCAUGUAUACAUUUUUUUAUGUUAGAAGAGGCAAACAAGCAGACGGAUCACCUGUUGGUAAGCGAUUACCGCCGCCCAUGGACACCAUAUUUUUGGCACCUCGAUCGUGUUGAUGUUUUCGUACAUAUAUUUAUAAUAACAAUGAUUUUUCUCAAGUGGCGAAUUGAAAAUAAAAUAGUUUUGCACCAAAACUAAAGCUGGGCGGAAACUAGCGCAUACAUCGGGAUUUUCGGUGCAGGAAUGUUUGACAUUAGCCAAAGAGAAGGUAUCAACUUUAAAAAACAGAAUGUAUUCUAGCAAGUUUCUACCUAAUGAAUAAUUAAUUAAGAAACAAGUUAAAUUAAAAAAAAUAUAUUUUAUUUAUAUCUAAGCAAACUUUGUUAUCAAUUGAAACAGUUUUUUUCACCACACAAACGCUAGGAAAAUACUAACUGUAAAACAUUAAAAAUCAAAUACAAAUGAAAGUUAUUGAAUGCCUAUCGUUCAAAAUCAUCAUUUGAAAGUUAAUUCUCCUCAAAAUUUGCAUCAAUUUUUAUUCAAGUGUUUGAAAGAUAAGGAACUUUAAGAGCUUGUGAGGUGAAAAUAAAAUGUAUCAUAGGAUUCACAAGGUGUAUUAAAUUCGCAUAGAGGUCGUUAUUCAUUAGGCAUAAUAUGACGUUUUUUCAGACUAACCUAUCUGUUUAUCUCUACUCUUACUCAAAUCAUCCCCGCACCGAAAACCCCGAUGUAUGGCAAUGACUAUACGCUAAAAAUAGUAACGAUGAACUCGAAUACGUGAUCAAUUGAAUUACCUUAUCAUUAUCACAUUAUUGCUAUAUAGUCUCAUUUCCAGAAUUAAAAACAUUAAAUGGACAUUUCCGAGACGCGUACGGCCACGACUGAAAAUAUAGAAACAGACGACAAAGUGCCAAAAAUAUGUAUACACCUUAACUGAUGAGCAAUAAGGUCGUGUAUACAUGUUUUUGGCACUUCGUCUGUAUCGAUAUUUUCAGACGUGACUGUACAUAUUUCGUGCGGCGUUCAAUUUUCUACAAUUUAAGGUACUUUUAUUUAUGUGGCUCCCUGCCAUCCUCGAUCAUGUUUUACACAGAUCUGCACAAGUAAAAUAAAAAUCAUUUUGUGCUGUCAUUUUACUCUUCUAAUUCUGAAUUAAAGGAAGUAGAAUUUUGCCAAUAGAUUGAUUUUAAUCUUCGAGCAACACCGGCUUCCGACACGUCGGAAGGGAGGAGCCCAAGCGAUAUCUUACCGUACAAUUCGUUCUGCCGUUUUUCGGACGUGCACACAGUCGCACUUCUCACUCACUACAUACAAAACUCAAUCUGUAAUGACGACACAAAUACAUAGAAACUGACACACGUCAAAGACACAUAUUGCACACCUCGAUCUGUUUUUCUGUACGGACGAGUCACAACACAAGUUGCGGAAAGUUUCCAAAAAGUUGAAAAGUUCUCGAAAAUUUCGUGAAAAUUUCACAGAAAUAUAAGAAAUUUCCUUUUAAUGUUUCGGAAACUUUCAAUCCCCAUACGAAAAUGAGAAAAGUUUCUGAAACUUUCCUAUGGGGAAAAUUUCGUAAUUUUGGAAAGUUUCCUUCGGCACAUCAGUAGUUGGGCAUGUGCUUCGGCAGAGGGGAAAUAGUGCGAAUGCCGACUCCCUUCCCGGCGUUGCUCGAAGAUUUUAAUUAAACAAUGGCAUUACAAUAUUUGUUACUAACAGAUAAAUUCUGCUAAUAAAUCUUUAUAUUAACUCGUAAGUUCGCAGCUGGUUAUAUGUAUAAUUGUGUACCCCUAAAUUAUUUAAGUUUCGUGUUUUUAUGAAACAAUUUGUUUAAGUACAGGGUGGCCAAAUAAGAAGUAUACAUUUUGUUUUUAAAUUUUAACUGUAUUAAGUUCAAAAAUUAUUAAGUAUUGUUUUAAAAAUAUAUUCUUCAGGGUUGGCAAAUUCAUGCGAAACAUAAUGUCUGACAUAUGUCCACCUCUAACAGCAGGCAAAUGUAAGCCCUUAUCAUCCCAAAUGUUCAGCAUCUAUUCGCACAUUUUUGGCAUUAUCUUAGUACAUUUGUGUCGAAUACUCGGUUUUAACACUUUUAACUGUUUAAAUUUCAUCAGCUCGUUAGCAUAGACACGUAAUUUUAGAUAGCCCCACAGAAAUAAGUCGCGAGCUGCAAAAUUUGGGGAAUUUGGGUGCCAAUCACAAUCACUUUUUUUCAAAAUUAAUCGAGCAAACAACGUGUUUUAAACAACAGAAACAUUUGACAUAAAAUUGCUUGCUGCUAGUGGUAGACAUUUGGCAGAAAUUAUCUUCCGUAUACAAUUGCCAACCCUGAAUAAUAUAUUUAUAAAUAAAUAUUUAAUAAAAAUUUGUCCACCCUGUAUAACCCUAACUAUCGCAUUCGGCAUCCUUUCUGUGAUCCUAAUCAACCUUUCAUUUAACCUUUUGAACGCCAAGAACACCUAAAGUCGUCGUUACUAGUCGUGCACAGCGCCAAGGACAACUAUAGGUGUUAUGGCGGACGGUGUCAAAGUAACCUUCACACAUUCAAGUAAGGCUUACAUUCGCUCGCUUGCGCCCGUGACCUUGGCGUGUAAGUGACUUUUUGACGUGUAGCGUUCAAAAGGUUAAAAUAUGUCCAAACCGGAACAGUCAAGUGCAAAAAUAUGUAUCGAAAGAAUCGUCUCAUAAAUAUGGUACUACGCUCUUAUUACACUGGAAUAAGAUGCUGUGGGACAUAUUUUUGAGUAAGAUGUGUACACCCAUAUUUUUACACUUGACUGAACAAUGGAUUAGACGAAACAGAAAUUAACUUUUUUGUGUAAAAACUAAAUUUUGACACACUUCAGGAGGAUAAGUGUAAUGAAUUUUCAAUCAAGUCAAAAAGUCGAUUGUUAUUUACCUUAGAUACGUUUUGUAUUUAUUUUAUACUAGUUUAUUAAGUUAAAUAAACAUGUUUCUAACUUU